Messenger RNA from Fonsecaea multimorphosa CBS 102226, 678 nucleotides. RefSeq lists its product as uncharacterized. Gene Ontology annotation, biological process: translation. Gene Ontology annotation, molecular function: RNA binding; structural constituent of ribosome. The coding region runs from base 1 to 678 and encodes 225 amino acids. The transcript is spliced from 2 exons. Gene Ontology annotation, cellular component: ribosome; cytosolic large ribosomal subunit. The record is from RefSeq and is a predicted model, not a curated record. NCBI's taxonomy places the organism in Eukaryota, Fungi, Ascomycota, Eurotiomycetes, Chaetothyriales, Herpotrichiellaceae.
AUGGCGAUCAAGCACAACCAGCAGCUCCCCAACAACCACUUCCACAAGGACUGGCAGCGCCGCGUCCGCGUGCACUUUGACCAGCCCGGCCGCAAGUCUCGACGCCGCGCCGCCCGUCUGGCCAAAGCCGCCGCCGUCGCUCCGAGACCUGUCGACAAGUUGAGGCCCGUCGUGAGGUGUCCUACGAUCAAGUACAACCGCCGCGCUCGGGCCGGUCGGGGGUUCACGUUGAUGGAAUUGAAGGAAGCCGGCAUCCCCCGCAAACUCGCACCCACGAUCGGCAUCUCAGUCGACGCCCGGCGCCUGGACACCAACGAAGAGACGCUCAAACUCAACGUGUCGCGCCUGCAAGCCUACAAGGCCCGCCUGAUCCUGUUCCCGCGCAAGUCCGGCCAGCACAAGAAGCUCGACUCGUCUGAGGGCGACGUGACGAUGGCGACCGAGUCCCUGGAGAAGAAGGACGGCAAGAUCGCCACCAAGGUCGCGCGGGUCAUGGCCAUCGACGCCGGCGUGGGGCUCAAGCACGGGUUCCAGGAGAUCAGCAAGGACGACCUGCCCGAGGGCGAGGAGGACGCGUACAGAAAAUUGAGACAGGCGCGCAGCGAGGCGCGGUACGUCGGCGUGCGCGAGAAGAGAGCCAAGGCCAAGGAGGAGGCCGAGGAGGCGAAGAAGAAAUAA